Molecule: messenger RNA, 3492 nt
Organism: Stylonychia lemnae
Lineage: Eukaryota; Ciliophora; Spirotrichea; Sporadotrichida; Oxytrichidae
Source: the annotation of a GenBank genome assembly
AUGUCUUUAAUAGUGCCCGAAAAUAUUAAGGUUAAUUCGGCUACUGCUUCCCCUAGAGAAACCUCAGCAAGUAAAAGGUAAAGCUUUCAACAGAAAAAGAGUUUCUUUGGGCAAUCAAUCGUAAAAGACUUCCUACUUGAUGACAUUGAAAGUACAAAGCUAACUGAGUAUGAUUUAGAGAAGCUUGUACCUCUGAUUAAAACCAUUGAGUUCUUUGGGUAGAGGGAUAUAAAGGACUAGGAUUACCCAGAUAUCGUGCAGUGUUUGACUUACGAGUCAAUGAAAGCAGGAAGUAACGUUUUCGAAUUCGGUUCAAUGGGCGAUAAAUUCUAUAUCAUAUUGCAAGGAGCAGUAAGUGUAUGGGUACCAAAUUAAGACAUCAAGGAGUUCAAAAAGAAAUACGAUGAGCAUCUUAGGCAUCUAUAGGUGAUGCAAAUGUCGUAAUAGUAGAAUAUUGCAGCGACACCUGGAAGGUAGAAUAGUGGUUCUGGAACUAAGCAUUUUUUUAUGCCUAAACUCAAGAACAAGACUAAAUCUUAUAACCCACAACUAAAUGGCAGCAAGAAUAGCAACCUGAUGAUUACUCAAAGUAUCAAGUUGUAAACAGAGAGCAUUGAUAAUAGAAAUGAAUCGAUAUUUGAGUUGCCUCAGGAGUUGGAGCUUGAUGAGGAACAGCAAGAUGAGGAGAUUGAUGAAAGAGAUAGUCUGCUCCCUUCCUUUGAUGAAAGGGCUCUUGAUGAGAAUUCUAGACCUGUAUCGCAGAAUAAAUUCAACAUCACAAAGUGGCAGAUUCUAGAGAGUCAAAAUUACUUCCGCAGGUCUACUAAGGGAGAAGAACCGCCAUUAUUCAUAGAAUCAAUAAGAAUGAAGUCAGGUAAAUCUUUUGGAGAGUUAGCUCUAAUCAAGAACAAGCCCAGAGCUGCCACUAUCAAAUGCCUAGAGGACUGUCACUUCGCAGUGAUGUCACAGUCAGAUUUCAUGAAGGUGCUGAACAAGAUAGAGUAGAAAAACAUCAGCAGAAUUGUGGAGUUUCUGCAUCAACUGCCCUUUUUCAAGGUCUGGACUCGUACUUCUCUUGGAAAGCUUCAGUACUCUUUUGAGCAGAAGCACUUUCUAAGAAACUAAGUAUUGAUCAGAGAAGGGUAAGAUGCAAAUACUGCUUACAUCAUUCUGAAUGGGGAGUUUGAAGUUACUAAGAAAUUCAGGAAGGAAGAAGUCAAGGAGGUUGAUAUAACCAAGCUGCUUAAAUUAAACCAAAAGCAUGAGAAAAAACUAGUAGAUGAUAAAUUUGGAGAAUUGGCUUCAAGAUAGAGAAACGUAGAGACCUUCAAGAUUGCGCUGCUAGGUCCAGGGCAAAUGUUUGGGGAAGACGAUUUAGUUCAUGAAAGGCCAUACUCCUCAACCAUCAUCUGUAGAUCAAAUUAUGGAUAGGUCUUUGCCAUAAAGCAAAAUGAGUUCUUUAGAAGGCUGAGAGCUAAUGAAGAGUGCUGGAAGAUCAUUCUGCAGCAAGUCAAGAUUAAGGACCAGCAGACAAAGUCUAGAAUGAAAAAGAUUGAGAAGGUGUUUCAUGAAGAAAUACCCAAUUUAACUGAAAAUCAGCAGGUUCCAAGAAUAGGCUAUGACAAGGCUGAACAAGCAAGACUGUAAAAGUAUCCAUCGAUAAUGACAAAAUACAAUAUCAAGCCUACCAGGUCAAAGCUCUAUGACUUUAGAGAGACCAUCAGAGAGAUAGUCAAUAAAGAACAGAUCUAGUUUGAAGAAACAUAGAUCCAAUAAGAGCUCUAUGAAACAGACUAGGAAAACUACAACUCUGCUAAGGAGAAUUUUAAAUCGCCUGAAAGAAGAUCCAAUUCAAGGAAGGACUAGAAUAGCAAUACUACCAGUCAGAAGAAUCUGAAAUAAAAUAGCAAUAGCAGAAACUUGUCGCUAAGUCCUUCGCAGAUAUACAACGACAUACAAAAUUCUGACUAGAAUUCAAGGUAACAGAAUAGAAGUUUGAAUUAUACAGCACAAGCAAAUAAGAUUUCCUCUGCUAACUAUAGGUAGUAGAUCCUACUGUCAGCUAAUGCAAGUGCAAAGAGAGACCUGGAAUAACUAUCUUAGACUAAUCUAAGAUAGUCUAUAGGCUUAGUCUCAGAUUUCAAUUCUUAACGAUCUGCAGGUGGAGUUACCUUAUCUCAUGCUUCAAAUGUCCACAAUAAUCAUGAUCACAGUAAUCAGUAAACCCUAGUGAAUUUGAACUUGAAUAAUAGCAUACAGAGUGCAAAAAAGCAUCAUUAACACUCCAAGUCUAUCCUAAAAUCUAAUAAAGACUAUAUAAUGAUUCACAGUGGUAGAACUAAUUUUGAGAAAUCACCAUCUUAGAGAUAAGAAACUAUGCCUUAAAAAGUAGCCUUUGAGAAGUAAGAUGCCUAAGUGUAUCAAAAUGAUUCACUACAUCAAGCUAAUAUCAAAUAGAAACAUCAUCAUAAUAACAGUUAAGACCUUCAAGCUUAAUAGCAACAGCAAUACUCACUGUUUACUAAGUUCAAUAAGCAACAUGCUCAGUCUAGGUAGAAAUCCAGUAACUUUUCAAGUAUAGUCAGGUCUAAUGAAAUGAGUCUUGAACGACAAUAGCAGAGACAUCAGUAGUAGCAGCAGUACCAAGGAAGUUUCAACAAUUUAAAUAUGAUGAAUACUUUUAGUAACAGUAAUAAUAACAGUCUGAACUUCAACUUAGCUGGGAAUAAGACUAUAAUCUCUGCAAAUAACUCAAUGAUGUUCUAGACUACUUAUGAGAAAUCAAAUUAAUACAUGUCAGUAGCUCAUACCUUGAAGCCAUCAACAGGUCAAGGAACAAGACGUAGAAAUUUGAAGUCUCUUAUUACUGCUAAAAGACAAAUCAUUAGCAAUCUGAACACCUAUAAUACUAUAGACAACAAGGACAACAUCAAUAGUACUCUCAUUGUGAACAGAGUAACUUCUUUGGGAAGUGGUGGACUUGCAAGUGGGGGUGCAUUUUAAACUACUUUCUCCACUGAUAAAAACAGAGUGACUUCUGCUAAUGUAAUCUCCUCAAAUGAUCAAGGCAGGAACUCUAUUAAGAAUUUAAAUGAAAAUAUCUAUAAGCAAGUUGCCAUAAAAAAUAGUAAAGCUCAGUAGAAUAAUCUAAACAAUUCCUUUGACACAAGGGACUUAGGCAAGAAAUCAUAUUUGAUUCAGCACUAGCAGCUAUAACCUAAGAACUUGAACAGCAGUAUGAACCUUCAUGUAGAGGAUUAACACAGUUCUAUAAUCACUGCUAACUUGGGAUAGGCCGUUGAUGUGGACAGUCAAUUCUAGCAAUAGAAAAACAGCUUGCUGCUCAGAAGAAUCAAGAAGAAGAGUCAGUCUGGGGGUAUCAGCAACUUCACCAAUCAGCAAAUACAAAACAUGAGAGCUGCUGCUAACAACAUAAAUGUUAUUAGCGGUGCCAGUGAAAGCCAGGAUCCAAGUAAUCAUAGCUUAAAAUGA